This is a messenger RNA of Neurospora hispaniola, 162 nucleotides long. Its product is annotated as TOM7 family-domain-containing protein. NCBI's taxonomy places the organism in Eukaryota, Fungi, Ascomycota, Sordariomycetes, Sordariales, Sordariaceae. Gene Ontology annotation, cellular component: mitochondrial outer membrane translocase complex; mitochondrial outer membrane. The record is from RefSeq and is a predicted model, not a curated record. The coding region runs from base 1 to 162 and encodes 53 amino acids. Gene Ontology annotation, biological process: protein import into mitochondrial matrix; protein insertion into mitochondrial outer membrane. The transcript has 4 exons.
AUGUUCGCCCUUUCGGAAGAGUCCAAGGAGCGCAUUGGCAAGCUCAUCGACAUCUCGCGGGUCGUUGUUCACUAUGGCUACCUGCCUUUGAUCCUCUACCUCGGCUACACUCGCAGUGUGCCCCGGCCUUCCAUCAUCCGCCUCCUCUCCCCGCUCUCCUAA